AUGGAGUACACGCCACGUACCGCAAUACCGUUUAUGUAUGCUCUUAUGACAUCAAAAUCUACGACAGCAUACAAAAAAAUUUUUGAUUUUUUAUGCACGACGUUUCCAAGCAUAAAGGAGCUGGAUCCCACCAUACAUUUAGAUUUUGAGCUGGCGAGUCGUAAUGCCCUCAAAGAUAUUAUACCCACAUCAACAAUUGUACCCUGUUUGUUCCAUUUUAUGCAAGCCCUUACGAAGAAUGCGGUUAAAAGAGGAGCAAUCAAAAGACUCAGUAAAAAAAACACAAACGCUCGAACGGACACUGACGCUGCUGUUGAAGAUGUUUUGAGAAAGCUAAUGGCUUUGCCAUACUUACCGGCUGAAUUGAUACCUCAGGCUUUCGAGAAUAUUAUACUUAAUGUAUUAAAUUCAGAAGAUGACAAUGUAUUUCUUCGCCUUGAGAAAUUAAUCGAUUAUUUCAUUAAGCAAUGGCUGAUUCGUCGACCGCCAACUGAAUGGUCACUGUUUAAUGCCGUAAGGAAGACCAACAAUUCCGUCGAAUCCUUCAACAGACAGUUAAAUUCGUUUUUUGGCAAACAUCCGACAAUUUGGGUUUUUUCAACAAGACUCAGAGAAAAACAGACAGAUAUUUAUGAUGAUUAUUUGGCAGUAUUGGAAAACAAAAAGCGUCAAUCUCGUCAAGUUGAAAAUAUGGAAAAAACGAAAGAGAUUUUAAAUUUAAGUGAACAAUUAAAAUUGAAGCUGAUAACACCCACUCACUUUCUUGCAUUUGUUGAAAAAUUUAUUGAUUUUGGCAGAACGGUUGAUUAUUAUUUCGAGUUUUCUGAAACUAGUCCCGCAGAAACUGUUGAAGAAAAUAAUAAUGAGGAUAAUGAACUACAAUCAAAUUCUGAUGUUGACGGUAUUUUAAAUGUAGCUGAGGAAGUGACUGCUGGAACUAGUGCUGGUGGUAGUGUUGUUGAUGAACAGAUAGAUGAGGAUGAUAUGGUUGAUAAUGAAGAUGAUAAUGACAGUGUUGAUGAAGGAGAAAUUGAAUUGACUGAGGAAGAAAAAAAAAAACAGAAAACAUGAAUAAAAGAGAAAUGUUUUUAUGGAAAAUGAAGAAAGCGUUGUCGAGAAACACAUGCAUUGCUUCUGAAAAUGAGGAAGAAAGAAUUAUAAGAGAAGAAACGAUAGAUGUCAAUGAAGAAUGCAAUGUAACUAUUGAUGAAGAUGAAAGAAAUAGAAUAUUAAGAAAAGAUUUGAUGGAAGUUGGUGAGAAAACUAAUGAAAAUAUGGAAACUGCUAAAGAAAAUAAAGUAAAUAAUACUGUAGUACCGGAAACAAACAAAAAUGCAGAGAAGUCAACGUCAAAAAUCCGAAAGAUUGCGCCAAUGAAGCUAAAACGUUUGACAAAAGGCAAGUACGCAAUCCAGAAAGGAAAGAAGCCAAGCAAAAAGGCAAGGAUUGAACUGUCGAAAAAAAAAAUUAAUUGUGAAAAAAAAAA
Messenger RNA from Cotesia glomerata, 1486 nucleotides. RefSeq lists its product as uncharacterized. The record is from RefSeq and is a predicted model, not a curated record. The transcript is spliced from 7 exons. NCBI's taxonomy places the organism in Eukaryota, Metazoa, Arthropoda, Insecta, Hymenoptera, Braconidae. Bases 1 to 1071 code for a protein of 356 amino acids.